AUGGGAAACAUCAUCUCUUUCUCGGGAGAGGGGUGGUCGACGUGCCUGACGGAGGCCGCCACCGGUGCACACAAUUUCAAGGUGACAAACUACUCGCAGCUCGACGGAAUCGGCGCCCUCAACCAUGUAAGCUCGAAGACGUUCAGCGUCGGUGGCUAUAACUGGUGCAUCGAUUUCUAUCCUGACACGUAUGUUGGCCACGCGUUCGCCCAACUGUCUCUCAAAAGAAGGGUGGAGCAACCGGGCGUGAAGGUGAAGUUCAUGCUUAGUUUUCUGGGGAACGAUGGCAAGGUGUACAAAGGCAUGGAGCCUGUGGCGGCAACACGAGCUAUUCUGUUCAAGGAUGGUAUUGGGAUUUUUCUUGGUUGGGAAGAUCCACUGAUUACUGAGAAGUGCAAGUUGCAGGACGACGGCUGCUUCACCAUCAGGUGUGAUCUAACCGUCUUGAAAACCAAACAUGGCUUUAUGGACUAUUAUAAUCGCACCCAAGAGGUGUGCGCCUUCACCAUCCCAACCCCGCCGUCAAAUCUGCACAAAGAUUUUGGAAGGAUGUUGAAGGACGAGGACGGCGCAAAUGUCACCUUCAUCGUAGGUGACAAAUCAUUCCGUGCUCAUAGUCACGUUAUGGCGGCACGGUCGUCGGCCUUCAGGGCAAAGCUUUUGGACCUGAUGACAAAGGAGGACCCUACAAAACCCGUCAACGUUCAUGACAUGACGUCCGGCAUCUUUGAGGCACUUCUUCAUUUCAUGUACGCCGAUACACUCCCAUAUGGUAGCGAUUUUGAAAAAAACAGGUCCAAGCUGCAACGGUUGGUAUCCCGCAACAACGACUGUGUGACGAGUAGGUGUGUUUUGACUGUCAUGAGGAAGCAUCGCACCGGAGAGGUUCACACCUUCGCCAUCCCAACCCCACCGUCAAAUCUACACGAAGAUUUUGGAAAGAUGUUGAAGGACAAGGAUGACGUCGUGGAUGUAGCGUUCGUCGUGGGUGACAAAUUGUUACGUGCUCAUCGACACAUUCUGGCGGCACGAUCGCCGGCCUUCAAGGCAGAGCUUUUGGACCCGAUGACAAAGAAGGACCCUACAAAUCCCGUCAAUGUUCAUGACAUGACGUUCGACAUCUUCGAGGCACUUCUUCAUUUCAUGUACACUAAUACACUCCCACAUGGUAGCGAUCUUCAGAAAAACGGGAUAUUGUGGCGUUUGUUGGCUGUUGGAGAUCGAUAUGGACUGGACAGACUGGUGACGAUUUGCGGAGGGAAGCUAUGCCAAAACAUAAACGAGCAAACAGUCGCGACCACCCUAACUUUAGCGGAGCAGCAUGAUCGCGUGCGACUGAAAAGUGCUUGCCUCGCAUUUGUGUCGUCGCAGGAUGUGCUCGACGUCGUCAAGGAAACCGAUGGAUUCAAGCACCUCAUGAGAAGCUGUCCGUGGGCCCUGAUGGAUAUCUUAAAACAGAAGCUGUCUUCACCGGGGGUAUGCGUAAUUUAUGCUAGAAUUUUCUCUGAAUAA
Triticum aestivum (bread wheat) is the source of this 1512-nucleotide messenger RNA. Its product is annotated as BTB/POZ and MATH domain-containing protein 2-like. Gene Ontology annotation, molecular function: protein binding. Bases 1 to 1512 code for a protein of 503 amino acids. Lineage: Eukaryota; Viridiplantae; Streptophyta; Magnoliopsida; Poales; Poaceae. Gene Ontology annotation, biological process: protein ubiquitination. The transcript is spliced from 4 exons. The record is from RefSeq and is a predicted model, not a curated record.